Molecule: messenger RNA, 2620 nt
Organism: Gopherus evgoodei (Goodes thornscrub tortoise)
Lineage: Eukaryota; Metazoa; Chordata; Testudines; Testudinidae
Product: protein shisa-like-1
Exons: 3
Coding region: 1417-2052 (211 amino acids)
Source: RefSeq, a predicted model, not a curated record
UCAGUUGGUGAGGUAAGUUAAUUAACUCUUUCUGGCCCUGUCUUCUUUCAAUGAGAUAUUAUGCUCAUAACAUCACAGGUUGUGCACCAGAAUUGGAGCUGCCCCCUAACAAACAGCUCUAGCCCCAUGGCAUGGGAUAACCUCCCAGACGGGCCCCCAGUAACUGGGGCAGGAGGCCUGCCUGAGUCUGCAGAGAGCCUGAAGCAGGAGAGUGGAGGGGAAUGGCAGCUCUCGGCAGCGCAGAUGGCUGGCAGACCUGGCAGGUUUUUGCUGGCAGCUGGGGGCAGGCUGCUGCUGUGGGAGGCUCGUCUGGGGCCUGCAUGGACAGGUGAAAGGGAUCCUGGCAGCUCAGUGUGCAGGGCAUUCCCGGGGCUGGCUGCUCUGUGAAUGGGGUAGGCGGUGAAGAGCCAGCAGGAGGAAGGGGCUGACCCCCCCCCCCUCCUUGCAGGGCUCCUAUAAGUGCAGCAAUUAGCGGCUCUGGCUCCUGAGUAGCCACUAAUGGAGCUCCUGGCAGGGGCCCAAGGCCCUGCUGCUGGGUGGGGGCAGGGCAGGAGAGUGCUUCUCCUGGCAGGUGCUAGCUGGGCUGGUUCUCCCUCUGCCCCACUUGGCAGAGUUCUUCUGAGAGGCCAUCUGGUUGCUGCCCCCCCGUUACCCCCUUCGCCUGGUGCGCCGCCAUUCCCCAGGCCACACGGUAACAGCUCUCUGCCUCUACCCCAUGGGGGUUUAGACAAGGGGCCUCUCACCCUAGGCAGGAGCAUGGCCACCCCAUACCAGCCUCACCACCCAGAGCUGGGUAUGGUUGGACUUGUGCUGGUGCAGUGAUGCACAGUCCCUAUUCCUCUGUGUGCCCUUUGCCACCUGCUCUCCAGCCAGAGCUGCCUUCCCCUCCUGCAUAGAGUCAGAACUCCUAUACCCCCAGGUUUGCCUUUAUGAACAAAACCUCCCAACCAGAGAACAGCUCAGCCCGUCUGCCCAGGCUGGGCUGCUCCAGGGCUCCUCUCUCCAGCCUACUCAGCCCGCACCCUAGAUCCUCUCUCCUCAGGGAGCCACUGCCCCAGCCCUGACACCCAGCAGGGUAAUGACCCUGCCUGGGGGAGUCACCAGCACCCACUUUCCUGGCUGACAAGUGGGGCUCAGGAAUGCCAGUGCCAGCCUCACAAGGGCCUGCAGCCUCCUGCCCCAUCAGGCACUGGCUCCCAGAAAGGCUCAUUAGUGAUGUGCCCGCCUCUCUGGCUCAGCCGGGUCCCAGUGGAGCUGGGCAGUAAGUGCAGAAAGCUCAUGUGGGAAGGUCUUAAUGUCUGCGCGAGGGAAAGGCACUUGCUGGGCCUGAGAUGGAGGCGGGGGCAGGAGGGGCGGUGGUUUCUGUUUCCUCAGACUGGAGCCUGAGCUGCCUCUGCCCAAGAAGCAGACAAGAAGAUGCUGCACAGACUCCUGCUGGGUGGCCUCCUCUGCACCACACUUCCUACCAGCUCCCUUGGCACAGCCUCAGCCCAUAACCUGCACCUCUGCGAGGGAUAUCCCAGCCCUGAUGGGCGCUACCACUCCGGCUUCUACUGCCCACGCCUCACUGACCCCCCUGCACACAGGUACUGCUGCCACCACGGAGACCACACCCUCAAAUCCUGCUGCCCCCAGCUGGACUUUGAGAGCCUGAGGAGGGUCAAUCUGUCCAAUGUGCCCACCCCAGCCAGACUCAGGAACCCACUGCCCCUGCUGGCUGUGGGGCUCUACGGCCUCCUCGUCCUCACGCUCAUGACCCUCGACUUCCUCCACUUCUGCAGACUCAACCAGUGCCGCGUCUACAGCCUCCUGAGCAGCAGCCGCCUGGGCAAGCACCUGGCCAACUCCUUCCCACACCGCUGCCCACGACCCGGCCUGGCGCGAGGAGGGACCCAGCGGCAGGAGCUGCCCGCGCGAGGAGGGACCCAGCGGCAGGAGCUGCCUACAGCCCGGCCCGGCCCGGCGGGAGGAGGGACCCAGUGGCAGGUGCUGGCUGUGACCACAGCCCGGCCCAGCCAGGACAGCAAGUGUGAAGAGCAGGCACCGCAGUGACUGGGGGUGAUACUUGGGGCAGAGGGCAUGUUAGCUGUAGGUAUUAUGGGGCAUCGUUAGCAGAGUCUGGCGCGCUGCCACUGCAAUAAAGCGAGCCCACACCUCAGCCCCGCACUGUUUGGCCUGGCCUGGCCCGGCCCGGCCCUUAUAAAGUGCCUAAGCUGCUUGACAGGCCAAGCCCUGUCCCCGAGUGCUCUGUCUGGGAUGUGACCUCUGGAGAGAGAGGAACCCUGGGCUGUGGAUAGGGGGGUGGAGUCGCAUGAUGACACAAGCUGGGCAGGGCUGGGGUCUCCUGGCCCUUGCCCUCUUCAUCCUGCCCAUGGCUCAUCUGUGCUCAGGGUCCCUGGGGCUGCCUGCAGCUCCUCGUUCACUGGUUGCACUCGUCAAUUCCCUUUUAGUGCUGGUUGUGCCUCGAUCCCCACCCUGGGCACGAGGGCUGCGGUUAGGGUCCUUGCUCCUCCGUGGCCAGCCCAGCUGCUGCGCACCUGUUCAAGGGAGCACGGGAGGGUCCACAGGGUUAUGUGUGAUGGGCAUCAGCACGGGGGUGCACGUGUGGGUGUGGGGUGUG